AUGGAAGCAGAAUUGCCCCCCGAGCUCAUGGCAAUGCCCCUUGGGGGGAAUGGGAGCAUCCAGCCGGAUGCAACCCUGCUGCCCCUCGGACAGGGCACGGCUAUGUUCACCAUCCGCUGUGUGAUCCCUUCGCUCUACCUGCUCAUCAUCACUGUGGGCUUGCUGGGCAACAUCACCCUCAUGAAAAUCUUCAUCUCUAACAGUGCUAUGAGGAGCGUGCCCAACAUCUUCAUCUCCAGCCUUGCUGCAGGUGAUCUGCUGCUGCUAGUGACCUGUGUGCCUGUGGAUGCCUCCCGGUAUUUCUCUGAGGAGUGGCUCUUUGGGGAGGUGGGCUGCAAGCUCAUCCCUGCCAUCCAGCUCACCUCUGUAGGCGUCUCUGUCUUCACCCUCACCGCCCUCAGUGCUGACAGGUACAAAGCAAUUGUAAAUCCCAUGGACAUCCAGACCUCCAGUGCAGUGCUAUGGACCUGUGUUAAAGCCAUUGCCAUCUGGGUAAUCUCCAUGCUCCUAGCAGUUCCUGAAGCAGUAUUCUCUGAACUGGCCCAUAUCAAUGACACAGAUAAUGCCACUUUCACGGCAUGCAUACCAUACCCCAUGACAGAUGAUAUGCACCCGAAGAUCCAUUCUGUGCUAAUUUUCCUUGUGUAUUUCCUUAUCCCCCUUGCCAUUAUUAGUAUCUACUACUACCAUAUUGCAAAGAGUUUAAUAAAAAGUGCUCACAACAUCCCUGGAGAAUACAGUGAGCAUUCCAAAAGACAGAUGGAAACUCGGAAACGUCUGGCAAAAAUAGUUCUAGUGUUUGUUGGCUUCUUUGCUAUCUGCUGGUUUCCUAACCAUGUACUAUACAUGUACCGAUCUUUCAAUUACAACGAGAUUGAUCGAUCGGUAGGACAUAUGGUUGUUACCUUAGUGGCCCGCGUGCUAAGCUUCUGCAACUCUUGCGUCAACCCAUUCGCACUGUAUUUUCUCAGUGAGAGCUUUAGAAGACAUUUCAACAACCAGCUUCGCUGCAGGAGGAAAACUCAGCAAGAGAGACCUGCCAGCUACUUGCACAAUUCUUCCGCCAUUCAAAUGACUUCCCUGAAAAGCAGUGCCAGGAACACGGUGACUAGCAUGACACAACUGAAUGGGCACAACUUGAAACAAGAAAUGUCAUUAUGAUUUAAUAGGUGUAGGU
Cuculus canorus (common cuckoo) is the source of this 1177-nucleotide messenger RNA. RefSeq names its product neuromedin B receptor (gene NMBR). The transcript is spliced from 3 exons. The record is from RefSeq and is a predicted model, not a curated record. NCBI's taxonomy places the organism in Eukaryota, Metazoa, Chordata, Aves, Cuculiformes, Cuculidae. Gene Ontology annotation, biological process: bombesin receptor signaling pathway. Gene Ontology annotation, cellular component: membrane. The coding region runs from base 1 to 1161 and encodes 386 amino acids. Gene Ontology annotation, molecular function: bombesin receptor activity.